AUGCCUCCUGCAUCCAUUCCGCCCAGCAGCUCUCCUAUCCGGAGUAGUUCUCCCACUCCAAUUUCCUCAAACACUGCUGUCGACAACUGUCCUCAAGUUGACGAGGGUAUUCCAAUUGUACCCACAAAGAGUCUUGGUGACAGCGGUCGCCACAAGCGUCCCUUUGACUCGGGGUACACUCUGUAUCGAAGCGGCGGCCGUGAGGAAGAUUCCGAUCUACCAAAAAAGAAGGCAAAGACCCUGCAAACGACUUGGAACUACACUGCUGGGCCUUCAUCUGAAGCUACCAUCUAUCUCAACCAGCGAAUGCUUGAGCUCUCCCGCAUAACUCGCCGGGCUAUCACUGCGAGAAUGCGAUACCAACGUCUUCGCUCUCGCGAGCUCGAUCUGAUAAGAUCUAUCCUCGUCGACGAGACAGAGGUAUCCCAAACACAACUUAAAGGGAUUGACUUGCAAAUAGGUUCUAUCCGAAACCUACUUCAAGAUGCAGGAAUAUCGGAGAUAGGGAACAAAGGCUGUAGGUUUGAUCCUGGCGAAAGUGGCCCUUGGUGCGAAAGUUCCUCCGAUAAUGAUUCUGAUAGACCGGCUGCUAUGACCCCUGGAUCUCAUUGCAGCUCACUUUAUUUAAAAAUCGCCUUACACAGUCACUUCCUAUUGAAUAAUAGAGUCGAGAGAAAUUUCCACCAGACGAACUUUAUUGGAGAUGACUCAGAGAUCCAAGAGAUCAUCAUAUAUCGAGUCGCGCUGAUCAGCGAGCUCACUAUAUCGUGGUGGCGAGUCUCAUUCAAGACGACCGUGCAUUCUUACAUCAUGGUUUACAGCUACUCAUAUAUAAUCAUCAUCAUCUCUCUCUCUUCCUCAGAGUUCAAGCUCACCCAUGCAGACCCUGCAAGCUGCACCGCAAGACGUGCAAGCACUCGCCCCGCCGGCGUAGCACUUCGCAUCCACCCAUAUACGCGCAGUGACAGCGCCCACGGCGCAAGCAGCUCGAGGUACUCUGGGUCCAUGCCUGUGUCGUUGGCAUCUACCAGUUUUGCAUCCCCAGAAGACGAUGAAAGGGGUUCAGCUGAGGCUGGCAGUCGCAAUGUCGUGAAACGGCUGCUGAAGGACUUCAGCUCGACGGAACAACUCACAAUUGCGUGGGCGAAGAGGCAGGCGAUCCUAAACUCCGUGACAAUCAAGGGAUGGCUUCGCAAUAUAACGGAGCAGGAAAAGAGGAAUUCCUCGAUAUAUGCUGGAGAAAUUAUCGCUCAAGCCAACGCUCUCACGCGUAAUCGUCAUCGACUCGCCCAAACAUCCGAGACGUUGGCACAUUAUUUCCACCUUGAAUUAUUAGACCCCACAGCUUCCACUGUGCAGCGGCAAAAUCACAUAGAAAGCCGUCGAGAUAUCAUACUGGACCCAACGCGGCUCUUCACGUAUUACCUACACGGCUGUGAAAUCACCGACACCUCGGUCUUCGUUGUUCUCUUUGGAAACCCCGGGGUGGCAGAGACGCAUCUAGACCACUGGUACCGUUCUAAACAUACGCCGCUCCUAGACGAAGACAUGCGGAACCAGUUACAGACCACCCCCACUCGGAUGUUAGCGCUGUCAGCGACCGCAGUUGUUUUAGCAGUCCUACGUACCGCAAGCGGCAAAACCACGAGUUCGCGUACACCAAUACACUUCGACACUGAUACCCAUGCCGCCUAUCAGGACGCUGUCCAUGAAGCGUUGGUGCUGGCACUGGCGUCUGACAUCCAUGGGCCGGCAUUGGCGGCACGUUUGCUAGAUCUCCACCAACGAGGCCUAAGAAUUCGCCGUGGUGUAUUAGGUCAGGGUGCUGCUGUGCCAGUGGCAGCCAAUCCCUUUACCGCAACGGACUUGGAAAUAGUCCUUCAGGCGGUACAGCAUGCGCAAUCCACCGGCUUGCUGUCAACGCAAGGGCUUGAUAACCAGCCACGGACAGGAGGCCACUACUCCACACCCAUUUUCAUCCCUGAAUCCCUCAAUGAGCUAACCCUUCCACGGGCUGAUAUUGCCCCACCUUCUACUCUGCACCAGGCAUUGAUGGGAAUACAGCCGUCUACAGCACCUAUUACUAUAGAUCCCAGACUACUCUCGGCGCAAGUCUUGCAUGAUUUUGGUGACGACUUCUUAGAAUUCUCCGAAGGGCACGUGGCGGAUAUGCCCGAAAAUGAAAAUGCAGGGUUCUUCCUCAACAACACUUAG
This is a messenger RNA of Suillus clintonianus, 2214 nucleotides long. RefSeq lists its product as uncharacterized. Lineage: Eukaryota; Fungi; Basidiomycota; Agaricomycetes; Boletales; Suillaceae. The coding region runs from base 1 to 2214 and encodes 737 amino acids. The transcript has 10 exons. The record is from RefSeq and is a predicted model, not a curated record.